AAAAAUGUCGCUGAAUGAAGUACUCUUGCUGUUUCUCUUCACCACCUUAACAACAAGUCAAAAUAAUUUCAACAACCAAGGAGUUGGAGACAACAGAAAUGAUGAUUGUUGUGAAGAUUACUGCUACGGAACAGAUGAGGAACCGUAUUUGAACUUCGCCACCAAAACUGCUUACGAUAAUCUCAAUCAUAGGAGGAGCGAAUCUCAACAUCUAAUACCAGAAUGCACUGCAGUACAGUUUUGGAGUUUGAUACGACAUGGAACCAGAUUACCUGAUGUCGAAGAAAUAAAGAAAUUGCGGGGCUUGAGUAGACUGCACGAAGAAAUCGCCAAAAACUACCAUGACAGAAGAUCGUAUCCAGAUAGGGGAAGGUUAUGUCCCAAGGAUUAUGAACUAUUCAUCAGAUGGCGCUUCAAUGACAGCAUUUCCGAGAGCAAAGCGAACUCCCUCACAAGUCAAGGCAUGGAAGACAUGAAGCAAUUAGCGAGACGAUUCAAAUGGAAGUACCCACAACUGUUUCAAAGUUAUGAUGAACGUUCUUAUAACUUUCAAUAUUCGAGUGAAGACAGAAGUCACGAUAGUUUUCAAGCAUACGCUGAAGGACUUUUUGGAAGUGACGCUUAUAGGAUUCAUUCCAAUACUAUCAAUGCCAAGGAUUUAACCAAGCCUAACGAGAAUUGUCCUAAGUGGUCAGAAAAUGUUGAUAACAACACAGCCGUAACAUCUGAAGCAGAAAGGUUCUUGCAGAAUUCCGAAUACAUGAAGAUGACUAGAGACGUUUUCAGAAGACUGGGAUUCAGAUAUUCACUAAAUGCUACCGUCAUACGUGAUAUUUACGACUUGUGUCGUUACGAAAAAGCUUGGAUUGUUCAAGAACGUUCACCAUGGUGUGUCGCCUUCAAUAAGGAUCAACUGAAAUUACUAGAAUACGCUGAGGAUUUGAAAUACUAUUACAAAUUUGGUUACGGAAAUCAACUGAGCAAUAGAGUAGGAUGUGCUCCUGUGAAGGAUAUGUAUGAACGAUUUGAAAAGACCGUCAAUGGAAAUUCCGAUGGAACUAAGGGUACCUUCCUGUUCACUAGUACGGCCACAAUUCAGACAGUGCUGACAACUUUAGGAAUCGGCAAAGAUUUCACUCCACUUACUGCGGAUAACUAUCAUCAACAAAGUAAAAGAAACUGGAGAACCUCUUUACUGAACCCCUUUGCUGCUAAUCUGGCCGCUGUGUUAUAUGAAUGUAGAAGUGGAGAGAAGCAUAGGGUGAUGUUCUUCUUGAACGAGAAUCCAGUCGAGUUGUCUGACUGCUCGGUCGGUCUCUGCACCUGGUCUACAGUGCAACAGAAAAUCCAGAAUACCGCCAACAACUGCAACCUUCAAGAUUUCUGCAAUGGGAAUUCGAGUGCAAUGAAGUAUUUCAAUCAUGCUUUGCUCUUCGUGAUGUUCGUUGUUUUCAAGAGUUACCCAGACAACACAAGUGAAUCCAUUGGACAACCAAUGGAUGUCCAGCUAUGGAUACCCUGGACAUCCAUUGGAUGGACGGCAUUGUCCAGUAUUUGUCCAAUGGACAUCCAUUGGAUAAUACAUGUCCAACAGUUUGGACAUACAUUGGAAGUCCAUUGGCUUUCCAUUAGACAUCUGAUGGAUUCCCAUUGGACAUCCAAUAUUUGUCCUUUCCAUUGGAAGUCUAUUGAAUACUCAUCAGACAUCCAAUGGAUUCCCAAUGAAGAUCCAUUGGGUGUAGCCCUUGAUAUAAUUGCUUCAUACCUGGGAAAUCGAGAUCAGAGAGUUAUGAUAGGAAAUGAGCUAAGUGGACCCCAACAGAUAAUUAGAGGUGUACCCCAAGGAACGGUGUUGGGUCCUCUGCUAUUUCUAAUAUACAUAAAUGACUUACCAAAUGUUUUCCAGAAUAAAAAAAUAGGUACUGUUCUAUAUGCGGAUGACGCCACUUUUGGUAUUAAUGUACAAAGAGGAGAGGACCCAACAACUAUCCAGAAGGAAAUAUUAGAAUCUGCAAGAUCAUGGUUCGUCCCAAAUCAAUUAGUUCUGAACGAGAAAAAAACUAAGACACUAGUAUUUGAAUCCAGAAUAACUAAAAUCGAUGACAUCCGCAAUGAAGAUACUUACACAAAAUUUUUAGGGUUAAACAUUGAUGUCGUGAGGCUCAUGUGGAGUACCCAUAUAACACAAUUAUGCAGCAGAUUAAAUUCUGCGAUCUAUGCUAUAAAAAAAGUGAGACAAUGUAUAAGCAAGUCAGCUGCCAUAAUGACCUACUAUUCCAUUUUUGAAUCUACCCUCAGGUAUGGAUUAAAUGUCUGGUGCUCAGCUUCCCAAGUACAUCUACAUAAACUUUUCUUGGCACAAAAAUAUGCCAUUAGGAGCAGAUCGCUUCACGUGGUGGUGCACGGUGUAUCAUCUGAUACCAUUGGCAUCAUUUCCGGCGUUCCACAAAGAUCAAUUUUGGCACCAACAUUAUACUUUCUUUAUAUCAAUGAUCGGUUGGGAGUAACAAAUUUCCCCAUCCACAGUUUUGCAGAUGAUGGUACCCUCCAUACUGCGUUUUCUUCCAGAAUUCCCAUUUCUUCCCAGGAAACUAAGAACUCACGGCGCAGGCAGGUCAGUGCUGUCAAUGAAGACUUUGCUGAAAUCACAGCCUGGGGACUCAACAACCUAGUUGAUUUCAGUGCAUACCUGUAA
Messenger RNA from Phaedon cochleariae (mustard beetle), 2695 nucleotides. Lineage: Eukaryota; Metazoa; Arthropoda; Insecta; Coleoptera; Chrysomelidae. The record is from the annotation of a GenBank genome assembly.